Rotaria sp. Silwood2 is the source of this 2888-nucleotide messenger RNA. Lineage: Eukaryota; Metazoa; Rotifera; Eurotatoria; Philodinida; Philodinidae. The record is from the annotation of a GenBank genome assembly.
CCCACAUCCACACCGACACCGACACCCACACCCACAUCCACACCGACACCCACCCACACCCACACCCACACCCCCACCCCACACACACCCACACCCUCGGCACGGUUUUCUCUUUCAUUCUAUGUAAGAUUGAAUGGUAUUUUAUAUAAACAAGCCCAGUGGGCUUAUUUAGGCUCUUAUGCGCCCCCGUCCUUUAUACCUUUCCCACUAGGCUCUCUCCUACAAUAAUGAAAUGCACUACUCAGAAGUUGUUUAGAUGUACUUCCAGUUCUUUGCAUAACCAUAUCAAAAAGUUGAAAUUCACUUACAUGAUUGGUUUACAUAAUUUGCUUUGAAAGAAAGAAUCAGAGUCAGCAUACUCUCUUCGUUUUCUUUUAUGGUUAUCUGAUGAAUGGAUAACGACAAUAGCCGUCGAAAGAAAGACGAAAAAAAAAACAAUAAGACUAGCACAUUAAAUAUGAAUGAAGGAAGUUGUUGAUGAACACAUCAAUAUCGAACAUUUCGCAACCAUUAUUGAAAAAUCAAUUGUCCCCAUAAUAAGGACGACUUUUUUUGUUUUCAUAUCUCGCUUGUUUUGACUAGUAGCCGUCAUUUUCUCCUUGUUUUGGUUUCUGCUCCCCAUAAUUGCUCUCUCUCUCUCUCUCUCUCUUUCUGUAUGUCUAACUUGUUUUGAAUAAUAGCGUUAAUAGUUUCUCUGCUUCAGUUUUUUCUUUCCUCUCUGCUUUUUCUUCGCAUUUGCAACCUCCGAAUGUCACUCUUUUUCAUUCUUCUUGCUUUUCUCUGUACAUAUCUCGCUUGUUUUGACUAGUAGCAUUCAUUUUCUUCUUGUUUUGAUUUCUGCUUCAAAUAAUUACUCUCUCUCUCAAGCUGUUCCCUUGUUUUUUUUUGCGACGGUUCGGGAAGAUAUAUAUAGCCGUGCGCAUUCUUGUUUGCUCCUCAUACCAAUCCAAUUGAAAUACGAUUUCGAAGGUAGGUUAUAGACUGUUUGAUCUGUCAAUUUUUCCUGCAGUAAGUAGGUAAUCACAUAAAGUAAUGCUAUUCAGAAAAUAGGUUCUAACUGGGUUAUCGAAUAGCGAAUGAUAAUUACUCAGAUUUUCAUCGCAUGCACUCUCAAAAUGUAAGAACAUCGGACAGUAUUGAUCAGAUCUUCACUGACGAGCAGAGGUCACUGUGUCCAGAAUGUCUGAGACCCGAACCGAAUCUACUCUUGGUACCCUCAAUGAAAUUCUUUGGCAGGCCUUCGAUAGAGGCUUUGUAGUUCUGAGACACUUUUUUUUAUUUCCUAUGCUCUGUGAGUAAUACAAAGUACACAUUACUCAGACAAUGAACGUGGUGCUCUUACUUUAAGAAAAUCACCCACCGGAUCGUAUUCCGACUCCACCAAGACUUAGACGUAAAUAGAAAAAAGAACACGGGGAAACAGUUAAUCGACAAAGACAGAUCGGCAUCCAUAAAUGGUCAACAGGGAAUAUACAGUCCGCGAUCCGUCAAACAAAAAGCAUCCAGGACAGAUCAGUCCUUAGUAUCCUGAUCGGUACAUAGAGCAACACUCUCACCCUCACAUCCUUAAAACUCUAAACGAGAGGACAAGGAUAAAAAUGCUGAAUGAUGAGUAGAAGUACAUACAAUAAUAGUAGUAGAAGAUGUCGUCAUGGAAAAGAAUUUUUCAAUUUGAUAUGUAUCGGAAAUUGAUAGAGUUAUCUAACCCUAAAUGUACGACGAAAAGAAUAGUAGUUGAAAAAAAAUUCUCUAAAAAUGUAAAUCGGUUUUUGAAAAUUAUCUAAUCUCGUUCUUGGCACAGUAGUGACAUUACAUCGAUAUCUAACUGAAAUCUUUUUUGGCCUUCAAAUCCCUGUAGUCAUGUUAAAAUACUGCAUAGAGUAAAGAGAAAGAGACUUUUUUUUCUGUUACUGUGCAACUAGUUUAAAACAGUAUUCUGACUUGUUUUUGUUUUUGUCGAAUAAGUACCGGCAACAUAUAUAAUGAACAAACAUCGUCACUAAGAAAAAAAGAAGACGAGUCGAUAUUUGUAUUCCUACGUAUAGGAUGAAUUUUUUCGUGUUCAUUCACUUUCUUUCUUCUAAUGAAACAUAGAAAAAAUCGAACAAACGAGUAAGAUAAGUUUAUUCUUUGAAAAAAAAUGUAAAACAAGGUUGAUGUUGUUGAUUUAAGAAUAAUUUUGUUAGUAACAAAAUACCUGAAUACAUGAUACUUUUGAUCAUUUUAAAAAGAAAAGGUCGAAGAGAAAAGCAAAAUUGCAGUCUAGGAAAAUAAUAAUCGUAAUAGUUAUUACUUUCUUUCUGAAGGUUCUCAUUUCUCUUUAUUAAUAAAAGAAAAUUUCAGUUCAACAUCGAUAAAAAUAAGUUUUAAUGCAUCACUUUUUUUCUUAUUUUUUUGUUCUGUAUAAUAAAUGUAAACUUAUCAUUUUUCUUUAGAUGUCGUUUUUUAAAAAGAGACCAUCAGCUAGUGAAGGUGCCGCAGGUGGUGGUGACUCUUCAAUGUUUGGCGUAACACUUGGCCAAUUUAAAGAACUCAUGGAACUACGUGGAAAAGAAUUCGUGAAAAAACUUAAUUCAUCCGAUUAUAAUGGUGUUCAAGGUAUAUUAGAGAAAUUAAAAGUUGAUAGAAAUAUAGGACUCCAUUCAAAUAAUCAGCAAGAUCUUGAACAACGUCGUAUAGCUUAUGGAAAAAAUAUAAUACCACAGGAACCACAAUCAUUUUUAUCAUCUUUAACAUCACCCACGUAUGUACCUCAUCACAUGUUAUUAGUUAUUUUAUUAAUAUGUCCUUUUGUUUUAAUUGAUACCUCAUUUUCUAAAUCAUCUAAAGAAGAAGGAGAAAGUAGUAAAGAUGAACGUAAGUACUGUAUAACUAUGCCAUUUGACUAG